AUUUACCACAGGAUCAGGAUAUAGGACUGGAUGGACACAUAGUCGGAUUUUAUUAAAGAUUGAAAUAUGGAUGUGACCUACUCUGUUGAAAACACUUCCGGGGUGGAUAACGUCACGUGGGUGGACCAUAGCUGGUAUAAGCGUGACUACGGCGGGGUCCCACCAAUAUACGCCAUUACACUCUUCCAUCUGUACCCUAUAGUGAUGCUAGGACGUGUGGUCCACAUCUUGUGGUACACAAUUGGAGUAAUAGGAAACAUAAUCUCAAUGAGGAUUUGGACUCAAUCCCACAUGAAGAAACUCAAUUCAUCUGCAUUGUAUCUCGUCAGCAUAACGUUUUGUGACAUAGGAUACCACGUUUUGCACGUAUUUUUCUAUCUCAAGUAUUACUGGGGAUUAGAAUCGGUUGGUGUAACGGGCAUAUGCCAGUUAUGGAACAUAUUAAAUCUCAUUCCUCAGUACGCAAGCCAGUUGCUUGUUCUUGGAUUUACGACAGAACGACUCAUUUCCAUUGUGAGACCAUUUCAGGGAGAGCGGUUCAGUAAACAUAAGAGAGCACCAAAAGUGAUCAUCAUCAUUGCCACACUCGUUGUUACCUUGACCCUACCACAAGGACUCUUUUGGGAAGUUGAUGGGGAUGGAUUUUGUGAAAUAAGCUUGCAAUAUAUAGAUUUCUAUGAAAUAUGGUCAUACAUGACCGAAAGCUUUAUCUUCGUUAUUGUUCCAGUAACAUCCCUUAUUAUGAAUAUAAUUGUGCUUGCACAGACCAGCCGUACAUUAAAGCAGCGUUCUCAAUUAAGUUCAAAUGACAGGCAUUCGCAGAUUCACAAGAACGGAAAAGCCAGAAAACCAGCCAUAAAAACUCUUCUGAGUAUUUCUUUCUUCAGGAUUUUAACUCAGCUACCAAUUUCAAUUAUGUACACAAUCCACAAUUUUGAUGUAUUCAGCUUUGGGGCCUUAAUGCCACUGGCGGAGAUGACCCAUGAUCCCCAGAAAAUAGCUUUCAUUCGCUAUUGGGGAUGUCGGAUGAUCAUAGAAAUCUUCGGAGCUUCACACCACGCACUCAGUGUGUUCAUAUUCUAUGCCUCGACCAAACAGUUCAGAUGUGAAGUUAAACAACUUAUGCACAUAUGUAAAGUGCGAGUCAUCAGACGAAACUACAGUUUUUCCCCGGACUCUCCUUCAGACACCAGAUUAACAACGUUUUUUAAAACGAAUUCUUAA
Molecule: messenger RNA, 1224 nt
Organism: Mya arenaria
Lineage: Eukaryota; Metazoa; Mollusca; Bivalvia; Myida; Myidae
Exons: 2
Coding region: 67-1224 (385 amino acids)
Biological process (GO): G protein-coupled receptor signaling pathway
Cellular component (GO): plasma membrane
Molecular function (GO): G protein-coupled receptor activity
Source: RefSeq, a predicted model, not a curated record